Molecule: messenger RNA, 1282 nt
Organism: Cloeon dipterum
Lineage: Eukaryota; Metazoa; Arthropoda; Insecta; Ephemeroptera; Baetidae
Exons: 4
Coding region: 128-1003 (291 amino acids)
Source: RefSeq, a predicted model, not a curated record
CGACAGCGACAUGGGCUGAGACGGGAGAUAUCGCGCUUGAUUCUUCCACACAACACAUACUUCACUUCUUAUCAUUUUAAUGCCAAAUUGACGGCAGCUCAUGAGCGCAGUUUUGGAGAAACGCUAGAUGAAAAUGGAUGAGAUCCCAGUGAGGAGUGGUCCCGAAGAAAUGGAUCUUUCUUCUGACACUUCAGUGGCUCCACGGCCAGCAUUUAUCAGCCGAGAAAAUAGCAAACGUAGUGUGCACCUGCGAAGUCCUUCGUCGCUGAAGAUCCUGACAAUGGACACAAUUUUGAAAAACUGUGAUUACUACGAAAACAAGUUCGCUGGAUUCUCUGGUUUCCAAUUUUUGACUCCACCUGUGCUACAGAUUCUAAUUGAGUACAUUGACGCAAAAACAGAUCGUUUUUUAACACCAAAUUUUGCCAAAAUGCUUUUGAAUGAAAAUACUCAUUUUGCAAACAUUGGAAGUGUGGAUGAGAAGCACCGACAAGAUCUGUACGACUACAUGAUAACUAACUGCAGCGUGCGAUUAAAGAUAAUCCAAAAUCUCUGGCUUGAUGCAAAUUUGCAAAUCGAAGUGUGUGAUCUCCUCAAGUUCAAGAACUUGGUGGCCUUGGAGCUCCUCCAGCUAGAGUGUACGGACGAAAUUCUCGACCUGAUUUGCACCAACUUGCCGGAAUUAAGGUCGCUGGGAGUGACCUUCAUGGAAUACGACAUCACGGACGAGGGUUUGAGCCUUCUGCCGAAUCUGCAGUCCUUGGUGAAAAUUUCAUUCAGGGCGGACGAAAACGACCACACAGACUACACUCGCAUGCUCCAGAGGAUAAUGGAGGAGUUUGGUGUCAACUGGGAACUCAAGUCGUUUUAUGUGCCUGGCCUGAAAAGGUCGCUUUCCGUGGAAGACGAACGCAGCUCGUUCAAAAAACCAGUGGCUGGCAGAAUCGGCUCCUACAUCAAGAAAAAAUUGGUGCGCGCUUUCUCCAAGGAAGGGGGAAUGUAAAAGAAAAAUCCAGCAGCACUUUUCUGACCACUUAUAAGUGUUAUUUAAUUUGAAUUAAAACCUGCUCUUCAACAGAGAUUCGGAUAGCUCUCAUGUACGACUUCCCUACACAAUUGUUGCCUUAAUUACAUUUAUUUUUUGUCAAACAUUUAAACACCUUGUGCUUUUAUAGUCUUGUUUUGUGUGUGUUGUGCAUGAACAACUCAUAUAUUCUAACAUAUACAAUAAAGAGAUUCCGUAACAUUUCAUUAAACAUCACUUUUUAAUAUUUUGUUGACA